This is a messenger RNA of Sphenostylis stenocarpa, 756 nucleotides long. The record is from the annotation of a GenBank genome assembly. Lineage: Eukaryota; Viridiplantae; Streptophyta; Magnoliopsida; Fabales; Fabaceae.
AUGCUGGCACGCUUAGCUGCGAAACGCUUCAACGAGAUUCGUCACGUUUUCCGUCAGCCUUCGAGGGCUUUCUCAACCGCUCUGAACUACCACCUAGACUCACCGGACAACAACCCUAACCUUCCAUGGGAAUUCACCGAUCCCAACAAAGCAAAGGUUAAGGAGAUUUUAUCUCACUAUCCAUCCAACUAUAAGCAAUCUGCAGUGAUUCCACUUUUGGAUCUUGCCCAGCAGCAGCAUGGAGGCUGGCUCCCUGUUUCUGCAAUGAAUGCGGUAGCAAAGAUUAUAGAGGUCCCCCCGAUACGGGUCUAUGAGGUUGCCACAUUUUACUCCAUGUUCAAUCGAGCUAAGGUUGGGAAGUACCAUCUUUUGGUCUGUGGAACAACACCUUGUAUGAUACGAGGUUCACGAGGAAUUGAAGAAGCCUUACUGAAACACUUGGGUGUGAAGCGCAAUGAAGUAACGCCAGAUGGUUUGUUCUCUGUUGGAGAAAUGGAAUGCAUGGGAUGCUGUGUGAAUGCUCCUAUGAUUACAGUGGCUGAUUAUUCAAAUGGAUCAGAGGGAUAUACAUAUAACUACUAUGAAGAUGUAACCCCAGAGAAAGUUGUUGAGAUAGUAGAAAAGCUGAGAAAGGGUGAGAAGCCACCGCACGGGACGCAAAAUCCCUUACGGAUUAAGAGUGGACCUGAAGGAGGGAAUACUACUUUGUUAGGUGAGCCCAAGCCUCCUCCCUGCCGUGACCUGGAUUCCUGCUGA